CCAGAUGAACUAGAAAAACGUGCUGUUAAAUAUUUACUUAGAAUUCUUCUACAAAUUUCCAGUUAUCCAGAAUAUCUCAAACAAUUAAUUGAUAAUCAUCAGUUUUGUCUAAUCAUAGAAAGUCUUGCCAAUCGUCCAAAACGAGAUGAUGCAAAGCGUAUUUGGUGCAAUAUUCAGCAAAUUAUGUCACCAAAUGAACGAAAAAAAGAAAUUUCAUCAAGAAUCUACAUUAGCUAUGAUCGUACUGACGAAGAGUUUUGUAAAGAAUUUGUAAAAGAGUUGCGUAAAAGAACAACAAUACCAAUUUGGGUUGACUAUGAAAAUGUUGACCUGUCUGAUGAUAUGUGGGAAUACGUAUCUCCAAAUAUUAUAUCGACAACAGUGGUUAUUAUCUUGGUAUCAACAGCCUAUAGUGAAAGUACUGAUAAAUUUCAAGAAUUAUCUUAUAUCAUUUCUACUAAUAAAUCAAGAGAUGAAAAGAAUGGCUUAAUUGUAGUCGCAACUGAAUCUAAUUUCAAUUUCAAUCGAUCUUGGAUGAAAGAACUGUUACAUGACAAGACUAUGAUUUUCUAUGAAAAUAAUAUUGAUCAUAUGGUUUGGAACUUAUGUAAACAGAUUGGUGUGUUGAAGCAACCGCGAAUUAAAUGUCUAAAUUGGCUAUUCAAAAAUGUACGAAGAAAAACAGCUCAAUCUGAUGAUUUUUCAGUCAAAACUUUGAAAUUGAUUCCAGAAAAUGAUAAUCGUGGUCCUCCGAGAAAAACUAUUCGAAGCACCCAUACUUCCGUUUAUCAUCAAUAUCGUGAAGAACUUCGAUCAACACUUGCUGGUGUUAAAGCAAUUGCGUUAACAGUUGAUAUUUGGACGAAGAAUAAAACAUUCUAA
Messenger RNA from Adineta steineri, 882 nucleotides. The record is from the annotation of a GenBank genome assembly. NCBI's taxonomy places the organism in Eukaryota, Metazoa, Rotifera, Eurotatoria, Adinetida, Adinetidae.